This is a messenger RNA of Loxodonta africana (African savanna elephant), 8834 nucleotides long. RefSeq names its product solute carrier family 25 member 25 (gene SLC25A25). Bases 5701 to 6801 code for a protein of 366 amino acids. Gene Ontology annotation, molecular function: ATP transmembrane transporter activity; calcium ion binding. Gene Ontology annotation, biological process: ADP transport; transmembrane transport; ATP transport. The transcript has 12 exons. NCBI's taxonomy places the organism in Eukaryota, Metazoa, Chordata, Mammalia, Proboscidea, Elephantidae. Gene Ontology annotation, cellular component: mitochondrial inner membrane. The record is from RefSeq and is a predicted model, not a curated record.
CGCACCGUCCUCCCGGGCGGGCUGGGGGCCCCCUAGCUGCUCUCCGGCACCUCCAGGAGGGCCUGGUGACAGGUCUGGACGACCGGGCUUCUUGGACAGCACCUUGGAGCUCGCCAGGUCCGGGUGGACCGUCCCUUGAGCUGGGUGGAACCCCUAAUGUUCAGAGGGGUAGUGCCCCCGACUGAAAGACAACCCAUUUGUGCCCUGGUGGGAGUAGAGUCCCUUCUUGACUAUUUUGGGUGUUUGGGCUUAAGGAGAAAGGCUCUUUAUUGUCAUAGGUGGGCGCCCACUGAGUCUUCUGAUGGGCGAAAAGCCCCUUCCUUCCAGGGCUUCCUCCAAAGUAGAAGGGCAAGUGUCAGGAGUCCCCCUUUCUCACCUCCAGACCUCAAGGCUAAACUUGAUGCCCCCUCGCCCCCGCAAUUGACAAGUUCAUCCAGCCAUCUCCAGCGGCACCCCGCUUCCCUCCAUUUCCGUGCUACUCGUGGGCUGCCAGCUGGUUCCUGCCAGAAGCCUGUGGGAGUGGGAGAAAAUGGGAACUGGGGUUUCAGGCAGAUCUGUGACCAUGUGGGUGGUGAGGACUGACAGUUCUCUUGAUUUCAGGCUCAUCCCCUUGCCAUACUUAUGUAGAAAAUGGGACCAUGAUCUCUUGCAGGGUUGUAAUGUGGAUGGAGUGAAAGAAUUUGGAGGAAAAGCCUUCCUAAAAGUGAAAAUGUUGUACACUCAAAAGGGGAGAUUGUUAGUUUUGUUCUGGAAGGGAUUUUUUUUUUGCCAAGAGGCAGGGAUGUGGGUGGAGAAAUGGCCAUCUUUGGGACUGUCAGAAAGAGCAGUGCUGUCCUUUCUGUAUUAGAGCUUGGAGCGCCAGCUGCUCCUUCCCCGUCUAUCUCUCCUGAUAUGUUUUUUUGUCCGACUUUGUAGCUGUAGCUACCCUCUAUCCAGUAUUUAAUUUAUCAUGGCUUAGCCUGAUUACAACUUGAGGUAGGACUAAAAACCAAAAAAACCAAACCCAGUGCCGUGGAGUCAAUUCCGACUCAUAGCGAUCCUAUAGGACAGAGUAGAACUGCCCCAUGGAGUUUCCAAGGAGCACCUGGCGGAUAUGAACUGCCGGCCCUUUGGUUAGCAUCCGUAGCACUUAACCACUACGCCACCAGGGUUUCCAAGGUAGGACUACUAAGAGUGAAUAACCUGUUUCUGUUCUAAGUUAGUUCAUUUGGUCCAUUUGUAUACACAACAAUAAGAGAGUCACUCAUGUCCAAGUAAGAAAAAAACUGCUGUUUCUUGGUUGGGUGGGUGUACAUAGGUGCUUUUAAGUCAUGUUCAAGAUAUCUUGGAUCAAUAUCCAAGGUAUUUAACCUACUUAGAACCAGUCUAGGAAGACCAAGGGUAACACUAGGCAAGAUAGACUCAUUGGGUGAAGUCCAAGAGAUGUAGAGACAAGCUUUUAAUUUUUUUUUAAGCCAGUUUUACACAAAGUGGUGCAAGAUGGAUGUUUGCCCAUACAUAAGUCACAUGGAAAAAUAGCAUGGCUAAACUCAGGAUCUGUACCUUAGGGGCUCAGGGAGGUAUGGGCCAGGGUGAACCUUUCUGCUUUUAUGAACCCAUUCACUUGGCACAUACCGCCAUUCAUAUUGAGGGCAUCUGCCUGCCGGAGUGUUUUAAAUGUUUACACCAUGCUUUGUGCCACAACUGGAGUCACAAUGUUCUCGCGGUUCAUGGCACAUCUGAUACUGAUCCUAAUCCAUUUUUUUGGCAGUAAAUUUCUAAGGGCGAAUAAGGUGAAAGUGAUCAUUUUUCUUUCUAGUGUCGAAAGAAAGCCUUUCUGAUUAACUAAAAAGAGCCUAGCCCCUUGGGGACACUUUGACCCUAAAAUCUUUGACUCUGUGACUGUAAAAAAUGGUGGCGGAUGGGCAUCUGACCUCCUCUAACUUCACAAGGGGGAAGGAGAAUCAAGAUCAACAGCCCGAGGCUUAUUCCUGUGACGCAGAGGUCAAACAUACCUCCUCUCUCCAACCUUUUUACCAGUUCUGACACCAGCCAUCCCUCCCACAAUUUUUCCUCAGCUGGGUUUGAUAAUUUAUUGUACUGGCCACACAGAACUCACAGACCAUACUUUUACAGUAAUGGGGUUUAUUAGGGAAGUAAAAGGUUAAAAUUCAGGAUCAGAAACCAUUCAAGAUACAGUUCUUUCAUCAGGACAGAUGGCCUCUCUCUGGCCCUUGGCCUCUGGGCCCCUCAGCUCGGCCCCUGCCCUGCUCAUGCAAGUGUUACAAAGCUCAUUAGCUCUGCCAGUAAGUGCCUGGAGGCACCCCACUCCACCAGCAAACCUCUGCCCAAAGGUGCUCAGCUAUCCUGCUCUGUGGUUGGGCACACCCACUGUAACCACCUUACUCCUUGGGCUGGGAAGCCCACUGUGCCCUCUUGCACCAGCCUCCUGGUUCUGCUGUCAUUAUUUCUUUGCCACCAUGUCUCGCUGUCUUAUACCAUCUCCGAUGUUAUAGCUCUCUCUGUCUCCUGGGUCUUAGAGAUUCUCAGUGCAGGGACCCUGGGUCCAAAAGACAUGCUCUGCUCCUCUCUCCUCUCCUUGGUGGUAGUGAGGUCUCCCAAUGUCCACCUCUGGGAUGGCUCAUUUUAAGCCCAGCAGGAUAGCAAAACUGAUCAUUCCCCUCACUAGGGUUCCAUACAUCUUAUUUGCAUGGUCUCACCCCCACAAGGGUGCCAUGCACCUUAUUCACAUUAUUAGCAAGCUAUCCAAUUCCCUUGGUGGUUCACAAGUACCUCAUCUGCAUAGUCCCACCCAGUCAUUUGGUGGGCAUUACAAGACCACGGUGAGAAAGGCCAUAUAAAGGCGAUCCAUCCCACUGCAGAUGAUAGGAAACACUUUUUGAUACGGAACACUUCUUUUUUAUUCUUUUGGUCUGUGGAUGUAGCAUGGACUCUAUUUCUUUCAGCUUUGGAACAAGUUAAAUUGUUAUACUGCUUCAGGAAAGAUCGUGAAUGAUCCAUUUUUUUAGUUUAUUGUACCUGUAGAGAAGCACAAGUUAGUCCAAUGGUGAAUUUUUUAAGUAUUGAAGAGAGAAUCUGCCUUUUUGUAAAUAACAGGGCAGCAGGAAGACAUCCUGCCUCUUGUACCACCAUAUCACUUCCUGUUGAAAUAGUAUCAGUAUUAGCUACCUACAGGCAAAGCAGUGCUAUAGUGUUACAGAACUAACCAGCUGCCUUCUAGUCUAUUGUAACUCAUGGUGAACCCCGUAUGUGUCAGAGGAGAACUGUCCUCCAUAGGGUUUUCAGUGGCUGAUUUUUCAGAAGUAGAUUGCCAGGCCUUUCUUCAAAGGCACCUCAGGGUGGACUCAAACCUCCAACCUUUUGAUUAGCAGCCAAGUGCCUUAACUGUUUGCACCACCCAGGGACUCCUUUGCAUAACUAGCAAGAGCUAAAAGAGAAUUUGGGGGCCCUUCAGUCCAAAAUGAAUCAUCUGCCAUGUGAAUAGGUGUUGAAAAACACAUCAAACUUUAGAAGCUGUUUUCUGUGACCCAGAGGACCAGUCUGAGAGGCUGGGUUUGCACAGGAAUCAGUUGUGAGUGUUUAUCAGGGGGUUGUAGGUAAACCCUGGCCUCGUGACUACACAAAGCCUCCUAGCUUCCAACAGCCUGGGUCAAGUUUUCUUUAAAAGAAAAAAACCAGCAAGUUUCGGCAUCUGCCUUUGUUGCAGAAGAGCUUGGAACAGUCAAAGAAAAAUUACUUAAAAUGGAAGUGGGCAGAAAACCAUGGCAGCCAGCCAGAGAAAUUUUUCUUUGUAAGGGCAUGUGAGGAAGAAGCCGGUCCUGGGACAAAAGAAGGGAAGGGUUUAUUAAAGAAAGAAAAGUGACAACGGUAGUGAUUUUGGGAGAUGAGACUUCAGCAGAGCUAAUUAUAGCAUUGCCUAUUUAAGUCAUUUUCAUGUAACCAAACAAAAUCUUUGUCUUAAAACAAAUUUAAAACUUAGGUUAGAAUUCCACCAGCCAAUCAGAGGAAGAAAGCAAGCUGUGUUACAUGAAAUCAGUUGUCCUUUAACUGAGACUUGUGGAGAAUAGUCUCUCUUAUGGGGCUGGUGUUUAAUGGAGGUGAGGGUUCUAGAUAAUGAUGUGGUUGGGUUUGCUGAUUUAGACACUUCAGUAAUAUGGCUUGAGCUUGCACCAUCUAGUUUGAGUUUCAUGGUAAAGUAGACAAGGCAGUAAUUUUACCCCAUUUUAUUGGUGAAGGAACAGAGGUUCAAAAAGAUGAUGGAACAACCUCAAAAAUCAUUUGACCACUAAGAGGCAGACAAGGAAUUGGAAACAGCUUCUGAUUCCUGGUCCAUCCGUCUUUAACUAUACCAUUUGUUUCUGAGGAACAUGAAGAGUUCCAAACCUGGGUGUUUAAGGUAAGAGAUCUGUUUAGAACCCUAUCUGUUGUUCCGUGUUUCAAGGUAAUCAGAGAUUAUCCUGUCAGAGAAUGCGAAUGCAUCCUGCCCUAAUUCUCUCCUUGACCUGAGCAGUAUGCACGAGGCAAUCCCCACUGACAUGAAAGCACUGAAUGGAAAAUCGUUAAUGUCAAGUUGGUAUUGCUUAAUCAGACACAACUGUUGGACUCUAUACUUUUUAAUGUUUGGCCACCUGUGGGGAGCAUGGUUAACAAAAUAGCUGGACUUAUUUAACUGAUAUAUUAAGCUCAUUGUGUUAAUAUUGAUGUAAAAUUGGCUUCUGGCUCAAAGUAUUUGUCAUCAAGUCAACUAGAAGGUAGUUUUUAAAAACGAGUUGUUAUAGGGAAAGGUAGAGUCAGAUAUCCUGAUCCCAAGACUAAGUAAGAAAUAAAAAUAUACCAAGAGUUGGCCUGACCUGGAGCGUCAGUUAGAUGAAUUCCUUUGAUGUUCAAAGAGGCAUUAAUUACUGAAGUCUCACAGAAACCGCAGGGGAGUGAGGGGAACAAAUAUUUUGCUGGUAUUUAUCUCUGGUCCAGCUGAGUACAGCUGUGAGAUGAAUUCAGUGAACAAAACUAUACUUAUAUAGGACUAGUAUCAUUGAACUAAACAGGCUUUUUUUAUUUUUAACCAUUUCUUAUUAUACUUCUGUGAAUUUGGCAGAAUUUGGACUUGGAAGGGUCAUUGGCCAUCACGGGCUGGCCUCCCACCCAAUAUAGAGCUCAUUCCUCCUGUGGCACCCUUGGCAGAUGGUCAUCCAGCCCAUUCCAUUGUGGACCUAAUGGUGGUCAUCAUUACCUUCUGGAGCUACACAGAAGAGAGGGCCAAGGGUGCUUCAUGUAUCUGAAAACAGCUGUCUUAUCUUCCUGUAAUCCCUGCUGCUGUUAAAACAGUUAAUCUGCAGUUGGAGAAGAAAGCCAUUACUCUGGAGUGGGAGGUGCCGUCAGCGGCAUUCAAGCUUUCAAAUCCUGAGGGGCUGUCUUCUCAGAAGCUCAGAGAAUUUUGCUCAUUGUGUGUCUAAUUGCCAAGUGUAGGCAGGUUUCGUUGGAAACCGGCUCCACUGGGCUGUCAUGGCAACCUGAUCAUCAAAUGACACAGCGGCCACAACAGCGAAUGAGAAAAUUGUACAAGCUGGAGAUAAGGACCUUGAUGGGCAGCUAGACUUUGAAGAGUUUGUCCAUUAUCUCCAAGAUCAUGAGAAGAAACUGAGGCUGGUGUUUAAGAGUUUGGACAAAAAGAAUGAUGGACGCAUCGACGCUCAGGAAAUCAUGCAGUCUCUGCGGGACCUGGGCGUCAAGAUAUCUGAGCAGCAGGCAGAAAAAAUUCUCAAGAGCAUGGAUAAAAAUGGCACGAUGACCAUUGACUGGAACGAGUGGAGAGACUACCACCUUCUGCACCCUGUUGAAAACAUCCCCGAGAUCAUCCUGUACUGGAAACAUUCCACGAUCUUUGAUGUGGGUGAGAACCUGACGGUCCCCGAUGAGUUCACAGUGGAGGAAAGGCAGACGGGCAUGUGGUGGAGACACCUUGUGGCAGGAGGUGGGGCGGGGGCUGUAUCCAGAACCUGCACUGCUCCCCUGGACAGACUCAAGGUGCUCAUGCAGGUCCAUGCCUCCCGCACCAACAACAUGUGCAUCAUUGGAGGAUUUACCCAGAUGAUUCGAGAGGGAGGGGUCAGGUCGCUCUGGCGGGGCAACGGCAUCAACGUCCUCAAAAUUGCCCCUGAGUCGGCUAUCAAAUUCAUGGCAUAUGAGCAGAUCAAGCGUCUUGUCGGUAGUGACCAGGAGACUCUGAGGAUUCAUGAGAGGCUUGUGGCAGGGUCCUUGGCAGGUGCCAUUGCUCAGAGCAGCAUCUACCCCAUGGAGGUUCUGAAGACCCGGAUGGCCCUGCGGAAGACAGGCCAGUACUCGGGCAUGCUGGACUGUGCAAGGAAGAUCCUGGCCAAAGAGGGGAUAGCUGCCUUCUACAAAGGCUACGUCCCCAACAUGCUGGGGAUCAUCCCCUAUGCCGGGAUAGACCUAGCUGUCUAUGAGACACUUAAGAAUGCCUGGCUGCAGCGCUACGCAGUAAACAGUGCAGACCCUGGCGUGUUUGUGCUCCUAGCCUGCGGUACCAUGUCCAGCACUUGUGGACAGCUGGCCAGUUACCCACUGGCCCUGGUCAGGACCCGGAUGCAGGCACAAGCUUCCAUUGAGGGUGCGCCGGAGGUGACCAUGAGCAGCCUCUUCAAACAGAUCCUGCGGACCGAAGGGGCCUUUGGUCUGUACCGAGGGCUAGCCCCCAACUUCAUGAAGGUGAUCCCUGCCGUGAGCAUCAGCUACGUGGUAUACGAGAACCUGAAGAUCACCCUGGGUGUGCAGUCACGGUGACGGGACGGAGGGCGGCCCUCCCCGCAGACUCGCUGAUCCUGGGCCUGCAGCCCCAGGAUGUGUAGCCAUCUCAUUCUGUGAAUGUGCCAACACUAAGCUGACUGAAGCCAAGCUGUGAAACCCUGGGAUGUACCCACAGGGGAGGGGGAGCUGGCAUGCCCGCUGGGUUUGCCCUGCUGACCCCAGCCGAUCCUCAUGUUGAUUCCAGGGGAGACCCUUGGGUAUUCCUCAGGGUCCAGGGGUCAGCAGGAUCCAGGCUCUUACGCAUAGAGACAGGGACGUUUCCUUCAGUGCCUGCCAAAUAGCAGAGCUUGGAGACCGGAUUAGUUCUUCCAUGUCGCCCUAGCAUCCAGACCAUCAGUGCAGGCCCUUUGCCCUCUGGCCUGCUGAGCGCAUUCCCCAUGCCCAUUUGCUUCCUUCCUCUCGGCUGUUUUAGUAGGAGGAAGGCUACCCGCCCACCCCCGCCCUCUCCUUGUUUCUCUCCCAUAAUCCUGUGGUGAAAGGGAUUUCACCUGACUUCACAAACCUUACUUCCCCAACUUCUGUGUCGAUGCUGACAUGGUCGUGCAGGGAAGGGGGAAGAGUCUAGCUUUUGUGCUCACCCUCAUCUGAGCUCAUAGCAGAUGGGCCCCAGGUGUCGUGUACAUGCAAAGGUGGGCAGGCCAAGUCCUACCUCUUUGCUACCUGCCGUUUUGGUGCAUGGCUUCCUGGAAGGCUGGUGCCAGGGCCUGGAACCCAGAAGCUCUGCUCCCUGCUUGGGGUCUCAUGAUGCCCUGAGCUGGCCCCAGCCUCUGCCAGGACAGGUACCAGCUCAGAACCAAGCUCACUGUCCCUGCUCUGUGGCAUGAGGGCAAUGGGGGCCAGUGUUUCGGGGGGAAGGCAUAUCUGCCCCAUGUCUUCAUCCCCUGGUGAGAGGGAAAAGGUGGUAAAGGCCUUAAUUAUGUAUUGUUGGGAAAAGGGUUUUGUUCAGCAAGAUAAGCUGGACAAAUGUGCAAGUUUUUUGCUUCCAGAGAGAAGACGAAGGGAGUAGACAGAGUUCUGCUGAUGCAUUAAAGUCUGUUUCUGAUGCCCCAGGGGAUUUAUGUCCAAUCCCAACUUGGGCAAAGUGGGACCAGCCUCACAUUCCACUGAUGCAACGUGUCACACUGCUCGGAGCCUAUUUAUUUUGUAUUUAUUUGAACAGAGUUAUGUCCUAACUAUUUUUAUAGAUGUGUUUAAUUAAUAGCCUGUCAUUUUCAAGUUCUUUUUGUAUUCAUAUUUAUGUUCAUGGUUGAUUGUACCUUCUCAACACCAUGUGGUGGGGUUUGAGAAGGGAAAGGACAGAGGGGCCACGGGAGCCACCCUGCCCGCUGCCCAUGGUUAUGUCAUGUCUGUCCAAAGAAAUUCCUCUUGGAACUGGAGGUGGAGAAGGAAGGACAGAAGGGUGGGGAGGCUUGUCCUUUGGCAGGCAGAGCUGGGUCUGUGCUGUUUGGGAGCUUCCUGUUAUGUGUGUCCUGGAAGGAAUGCGCACAGGAAACCUCAGGAUCUGAGAUCCUGAAGGCGUAUUUGACUAGGGCUGGGAAGGUUGGGAGAGAAGUCCCAAGGAUGUAGAAAAUGGAAGUCCAAGUUAUUUCCUGGACUGAAAGGAUUUUAUUAUUUCACCCUUUUUGAAUCAAAAGGCAAUGAGGUGCCUUUCGCUGUGGGUUUGUGGUGAAUGGGUGGGUGCUUGAAGGGAGGGUGACCGGCUCCACCAUCAUCCCUCCCUGCCCUCUGCUGCCCCGCUUGAUAAUGCCGGUCAACUGGCAACUGAAGAGUUGUACUUCCUUCCACCAGAACAGUUGCACUUCCAUUCCAUCUGAAUGGCCUAAUGAGGAAAAUUUAGAUAGGAUGCAAAGAUCAAUGCAAAAAUUAUUGUUAUAUAUAAAUAUAUUAGUUAUAACUGGAAUUUCUCAAAGAGCAAAUUAAGAAAGAAUUGGAAGUUGUCAUUUAAAACAGCCUUCUAAUAAAGUCAUUUCAAAGCUGACGAUGGAACCCUGAUUUUUCUGAUUUGGGCU